AAAAUAUUGGCCGAAACGACGGCUUGCUAUAAUAUAAGUUUUCCUUGUCUGUUAUUUUAUCGAUGACCACACCCCUAACAAACUUUUCCUAUAACAAUUUUCUUUUUAUUUCUCCAAAAGGACCUCUUUGGUAUUAUUUUUGGGAGGUUAUAGCGCUGCUUGGAAAGUUCAAGUUGUCCUUAUGUUUGUUACUUAUGGAAAACGAUAGAAAUUCUGCUUUUACGUUGUUGCAGCCGGAGCUUUUAAAUGAAAAACAGUUGAGAGAGAUAUUGAUAUCAAGAUGUGUCUCAAGGAAUUUGAAUGCCUGCAGCAAAGAUGAACUGGUUGAAUUAUUUCGUUCCAUUGCAUUGCCCUUACCUCAAAGAGAAUAUGGUGAUAGCAGGAGAGAAAAACUUCUUUCUAAAAAGCAGCAGAAAAGGAGAAGAAUUUCUAUUUCAAAUAAUGAAUCCAACAGUUCUGUGGCUGUGCCAUCAAAAUCUGAUGAAGAAAGCAAAAAGUCCAGUAAGUUAGCAGAAGAUAAGGUGUCAGAAAGACUGAAGCCUCCUCCAGACCAGAUAAACUUUCAAAGAAAAGUAAUUAGGCUUAGCGAUUCAGCAAAAAAACGAAUUAACAUUGAAUUGGACAAAAUAGUUAUUAAAAACAAGCAAAAUAGUAAAGAAACGACCAACAUUGCCAUAUCAAAAGAUGAGUCGAGUAAUCCUAAGAGGUUGUGUACUAGUGCGGAAGUCAACGGGAAGAAGGACAUUGAUACAAAGAACAGUGUUGUUUCUACGACCGCAGUAAAGCUUAAAAGGAACUCACUAGAUAUUAAUACAGAUCAGAAGUCAGAAGAAAAGAAAAAAGGAGAAGAAAAAACACCCCAAAAGAAAAGGCAGAAAAUAGUAAUAUCAUGGUGAUAAAAUAAAAAAUAUAUGUUUCAUAGCCAUUGGAGCCUGUCAGAGUCAUGUACAUAGUUUUUUACUACACCAUACUUAUCUGUUAUAUAUUUCUUAUAUAAGAUAGUAAAAAUAUUUUUAUUUAUUAACAAUUAUUUUAAAUUGUUUGUGUAAUAUUUAUUAUUACUAAGUAUGUCAUAGCAAUAACUUUUUUAAUUUGCUAACCUUGCACUUGUUGCAUUUUUUUACUACUGUAUAUUUUUCUAAGUACCCAUAUGCCGUAAUGUGAUAGUACAUAUUUUAAAUAUAUGGUAUGUGUUUUGCCUUUGAACUGUUUUAUAUUAAAUCAUUUUGGUAUUAU
This is a messenger RNA of Nezara viridula (southern green stink bug), 1236 nucleotides long. The record is from the annotation of a GenBank genome assembly. Lineage: Eukaryota; Metazoa; Arthropoda; Insecta; Hemiptera; Pentatomidae.